Molecule: messenger RNA, 1977 nt
Organism: Pochonia chlamydosporia 170
Lineage: Eukaryota; Fungi; Ascomycota; Sordariomycetes; Hypocreales; Clavicipitaceae
Exons: 6
Coding region: 1-1977 (658 amino acids)
Cellular component (GO): cytoplasm
Source: RefSeq, a predicted model, not a curated record
AUGAGGAAGCGGACCGAACAGCAAAGGAGGCUACCCAAUGGAGAGACAGGAGACCAUCUCGCCAUAGAAAUGCAGGCGAUUGACCGGACCUACAGAAUCGGACAGCAGAAGGAAGUGGAGGUGUAUCGGAUUCUGACGCAGGAGACGGUAGAGGACCGUAUCGUGGCGUCGCAGAAUAAGAAAAAGGAGAUUGUUGAGGCGGCACUCGAUGAAGCAGAGAGCAUGAAGAUUGGUCGCUUGGGCGAAAGUAUACUACCAACUAUUCUCGUCUUCCUCCAGCGCCACAGGACUGUCCGUUCAGGUGCAGUAGAUUUUACCAAGGAUGGUAAGCUGAUGCUUGGCGAUAAGCGUGAUGUCAAAAGUUUGUGCGAAGUCUCAAAGACUCUUUAUGACUUGGCAUCGACCCGUCUCUACAGCCUGCACGAAGUCAUCCUGCAAUCACUCGACGAAGAUUGUCUGGAUGAGGUUCAUGUGAAAGAAUUACUUCGAGCUGCAGGACGACCGAACAAUCUCCUGUCGCGUGUAGUCAACCUACGGAUAUCAGCCCCAUUCUCCAAAAGACUAAGGCACCGGUGCAUACAUGGCGACGAAAACGAUUAUGGCGACGAUGGCCAAGUAAACGACCUCUCCUCACUGCAACGGCUUAGUAACCGUAUUCUACCCAUUUUGCAAAACCUCCAAGAUGGAAAACUUCGAAAAUUCAAUUGGGACAUGGGCGUAUGUGUCCCUAGGCAAAUUCUCGGCAAAAACGGAUAUCUCCCAAACAAUCAGAGUCACCUUGAAUACGUCCGUCUGGUGACGGACCCGACCUGCGUCUGUAACUCCCAUACCUCACCACUUGCCUUGCAGGAACUACGGUGUUUGAAAGGCAUUUCUUGGACGGGGCUAAGAACAAGACCCGACCUUGUUGCGCUUGGCCUAGCACUGCAGGAGAACGCGGGCCAUCUCGAAGUCUUAGAGUUAGACUUCAUCGACUGGCCGUUGGUAAGGAGGCACUGGAACGACUUGGGCGAUGAUUUUGGAGACUUCUUCGACUAUGCGUUGAGAGUGCGCCCUCGCUCAACCAACCGUCGAUAUCCAGCCCUACAAAAGCUGUCCCUUUCUGGCCUUGAUCUAACCCCAUACUUCCGCGGAAUUGCUGCCGCUAUGGAUUCUGUAUCACUUCAGUCAAUAGCUGUGCACCGAUGCCUAGGCUGGGAGUUGCUCCUGGAACACUGGAUAGAGUCACACCGUCCAUUAAGCAUUAAAUCAUUGGAGAUAUAUCAGCCCUUGAUAUCUGAGGGUAUAUCCGGUGUAGAGGAGCAGGCCUUACGAACUUUUCUGGAGAACGUUAGUGGGUUGGAGAACCUUUAUCUCUCACUUCCCAGUCCGAUGGGUACAAAGAUCUUGUGGAGAACGGCAGUGCGACACAGGGCGACUCUACGACGGUUCAUCUACCAUGCUAGAAGCGUAAAUCUUGACGGUGAGUCCGACCGAUUUGAAGAGGAAAUGGACCUGAAUGACAUGGCACUGUUGAGUGACUCAUUCCUGGCUCGCUUGGGUGAGGAAUAUUCUGUAGGGGGAAUGGAGUUUGAAGAUCAUUUGUGGUUCACAGAACAGUCGCCAAAUCCGCUAGAGGUUCUGGAACCGUUCUCCGGCAAGGAGAGCCUACAAAUUGUGCAUAUUAGGCAAUCGGGGCCCGAUAUUAAGCAAUUUGGCUCUUGGGUCUUCAACCAGAUCUGGUUAGAUGAUGCGACCCUGUUCGAGGACUACAUUGGCCCGGCUCGGCGGGAGCUCUGUGAAGACGGUAUGCUGGGGUGGGUUUCUUGGCAAUCGGAUGUGGCCAACACCAAGGAUAACCUCGUCGCGACCAUCCUGACCAACAGCCUUUGCGAGUUUGCCGAUUGGGCUUUCGGUGCAAAUGGCAUUACGUCUCUCCAUAUUAUAGCAUACGGAGACUUUUCGUGCCAGGGGAGAGACCAUACCGGCUCUAUAUAA